This is a messenger RNA of Microthlaspi erraticum, 1518 nucleotides long. Lineage: Eukaryota; Viridiplantae; Streptophyta; Magnoliopsida; Brassicales; Brassicaceae. The record is from the annotation of a GenBank genome assembly.
AUGGUGUACACGAGCGAGAAGAAGAAAGGUGGAGGAGGUUUCAAGAGAGGCGGCAAAAAGGGUUCCGAUGCAAGGGAUCCAUUCUUCGAGGAAGAGACGAAGAAACGGAGGAAAGUCAGUUACGAUGACGAAGACAUCGAGUCUGUGGAUUCCGACGCGGAAGAUGACGGAAUCAACGGCGGAUACGGAGGUGGGAGAGGAGCUGAGGUAGCGGAGGAGGAGGAUGAGUUUGCCGAUGAGACGGCGGGAGAGAAGCGGAAGAGAUUAGCGCAUGAGUUUCUGAAGAAAGUAACGGAAGCUAAGCGGAAAAGGCGUGAGGAAGGAGAUGACGAUAGCGAAGAUGAUGAUGAAGAUGAUGAUAACACCGGUCUCGCGAAGACUCUGAUGAAGAAGCAGCAAGAGGAGAGUGGUAGGGUUCGAAGAGUCAUUGCUUCAAGGGUUCAGGAGCCACUGAGUAGUGAUGAGUUUCGUGUCAUCGUCAAGCACCGACGACCUGUUGUGGCGGUUGCUCUAUCGGACGACGACUCUAGAGGCUUCUCAGCUUCAAAAGACGGUACUAUCCUCCACUGGGAUGUCUCUUCCGGUAAAACUGACAUAUACAAAUGGCCAAGUGAUGAGAUUCUCAAGUCUCAUGGGAUGAAAGUGAGAGAGCCUAGGAAUAAGAAACACAGCAGAGAGACUCUUGCUUUAGCUGUUAGCUCUGAUGGUCGCUUUUUGGCUACUGGAGGUGUUGAUCGCCAUGUUCAUAUAUGGGACGUUCGUACCCGAGAGCAUGUCCAGGCCUUUCCAGGUCACCGGAGCACUGUUUCUUGUCUAUGUUUCAGACACGGAACUUCGGAGCUCUAUUCUGGCUCAUUUGACCGAGCUAUCAAGGUGUGGAACGUAGAAGAUAACUCGUUUAUGCAAGACAAUUUUGGACACCAGGCUGAGAUUCUAGCCAUUGAUGUGUUACGGAAGGAGCGUGUUCUUUCGGUUGCAAGAGAUAGAACCAUGCUAUUAACUAAGGUGCCUGAGACAAGUCGUAGCAUCUAUCGUGCUCCUGCGUCGUCUCUGGAGAGCUGCUGUUUCAUCAGUGAUGAUGAGUACCUGUCUGGUUCGGAUAAUGGAACUAUUGCUCUCUGGGGCAUGAUGAAGAAGAAACCUGUGUUUCUCUUCAAGGAUGCACAUCCUGUUGUAGCUGAUGGAAUCUCAGAGAACGGUGAUGGUGAACCUGUGAGCUAUAACUCUUCUUCUACAGUAAGUUCGUGGGCCACUUCGGUUGCUGUUUGUAGAGGUAGUGAUCUUGCUGCAUCUGGAGCUGGUAAUGGUUUCGUGCGUCUGUUGUCUGUUGAAACCGGAGCAAAUGCGAUUAAACCUUUGUACGAGCUUCCACUGACUGGAUUUGUCAACUCUUUGGCUAUUGCAAAAUCGGGUAAAUUUCUGAUCGCCGGUGUUGGACAGGAAACACGAUUUGGAAGAUGGGGCUGCUUAAAGUCUGCGCAAAAUGGUGUAGCAAUACAUCCCUUAAGGCUGUCAUAA